Molecule: messenger RNA, 1387 nt
Organism: Lingula anatina
Lineage: Eukaryota; Metazoa; Brachiopoda; Lingulata; Lingulida; Lingulidae
Product: blastula protease 10-like
Biological process (GO): proteolysis
Molecular function (GO): metalloendopeptidase activity; zinc ion binding
Source: RefSeq, a predicted model, not a curated record
UAAAAGCUUUGUUUUAAAGAAAACAUUUACGUCAUGAAUCUGACUACUCCACGUGCCUUCGAUGAUGAAGCUAAAUUAUCUGCAAACUUGACCUGGACAUGCCAAAGUUAAAAUAAAGUGCACGCUGCGUCCAACCGAAAAUGUAUAAAAGAGACUCCAGAACGGGCAAGUUGUUACAGAAGUAAAAGAAGCAUGAGAAACGCACAGUUAUCGCCGCGGGUUGCCGUCGCAGCACUGAUAGCAGCAGUCUGUGCAGUUUGGCUAUCAGAAGUAUCACACGCAAAAACUAUAGAUGAACUUAUCAAGAGUGCAGCAAAGAAAAACAAGGCUUUAGAACUAUUUCAAGAUGACAAUGUAGUUCUACGCGAAUUAGACAUUUUAGAGCUGAAGAAGGUCUAUCUCGCACUCACAAGAGCCCGGGAGGAGGAAUUUGGUCCUCCAGACAAGAAUGAUAACGACCGGGAGAAACGAAGACGAAAAAAGAGGAAAGGCAUACGGGAUAGACGACUACGGUGGACAAAUAAUAUAGUCCCGUACACCAUCUCGUCGGUGAUGACUGCCUCAGAUCGCACAGCCAUACAGCAGGCCUUCAACGACUGGAAUACAUACACAUGCAUCCAGUUCAAGCCGAGAACAAAUGAAAGGAAUUACAUACACUUGCAAAAUGGAGCCGGGUGUUCUUCAUAUGUUGGGAUGUUAGGUCGAGGUCAACAACCAGUUAACUUGGCUCGAGGAUGCAGAUCGAAAGGAAUAAUCAUCCAUGAAUUGGGCCACGCAAUCGGCUUCAACCACGAGCAGACGAGAUACGACCGGAGAAAGUAUGUCACCAUCCUCAGGAAGAACAUUCCAGAACAUCUUUUUUACAAUUUUAGGAGAUAUCCAAAGUCUUAUACUAAUACGCACGGCCUACCAUAUGACUACGACAGCGUCAUGCAUUAUGGGCAAUAUGCCUUUUCUACCAAUGGGCGUCGGACCAUUAUAACCAAGGAUAAAACAAAGCAGAAUACGAUCGGAAACAGAUUUGGGCUUAGUUUCGGCGAUGUCAAAUUAGCAAACGCCAUGUACAGAUGCGAUAGCGGCUGCACCAACAAACCCAGGUGCCCCUCCCCGGGCUUCGUGGACAAAAAUUGCCGUUGUAGCUGUCCAGGAACUAGAAGUGGCGUUCCAGUGCAACCCUGCGGUUAAAGUCCCCGAACUUAAGUGUUCCAUGCGUUGACGAGAACGUCUUCUGUCCUUCCUGGUGGAGAAUGGGAGAAUGCACCAAGAAUCCCAAUUACAUGCUUGUAAGCUGUCGACGUUCGUGUGGACAGUGCUUCUUAUUGUCGAGUUUAUCCUAUCAUUAUUUUUUUUUCAUUUCGCAACAGAAAUUAAUUUGAUUUCUUAUAAA